Messenger RNA from Pogona vitticeps (central bearded dragon), 5822 nucleotides. NCBI's taxonomy places the organism in Eukaryota, Metazoa, Chordata, Lepidosauria, Squamata, Agamidae. The record is from RefSeq and is a predicted model, not a curated record.
CUGCUCUCCCCUCCUCUGGUCCUAUUCGGCUCGGUUCGCCCACAGCCCCUCAGGCAAGGGCGGGCUACUGCCAAGGCGUUCGGGUGGACGCGCUGAGGAGGAAAGGGGGGGCCGGCCGGCCGGCGGGUGGGCGCACGGGCAGGCAAGCAGGCAGGCAGGCAGGCAGGGCUGGCUCAGGUGCUUGCUUGCGGCAGGCGCGGGAAGCCUCCAGUUGACCGUCCCGCUGCGCCACGGCGGCUCCCGCUGCCCAGGUAACUCUGGCAGACAAAGAAUUGUCCAGCUUCAGCACUUGAGGAUCAUUUGCUACUUUCCAUUAUCUGAAGUUCUGUGGGCUGAUAGAAAUCCUUCUGCAUAAACAUCAUUGUAAAGAUGAAGAUGGAGUUUUUAAACAGGCAUUUUGUUGCAGUUUGUUCCAUAUUCUGUUUGACAGGUCUGAGGUGUUCAGAUGCGGCAGGAAAUCCUGUACGUGAUAUCCAUGGACUCACAGUCUAUGUGCGAGAUGAACAAAAAGGAUAUGGGCCAAUUUUUGAAGAACAGCCCAUUGAUACUGUCUACCCAGACGAAUCCCCAGAAGGAAGAGUCACAAUGAACUGCAGAGCAAGAGGAAUACCCACUCCUACUUACAAAUGGCAACGAAACAACAAGGAUAUUGAUAUUAAGAUAGCAAAGGAGCACCAUAGUAUGAUAGGAGGAAACCUGGAAAUUAUUAAUCCUGAAAGAUCAAGGGAUGAAGGAACAUAUGUAUGCAUAGCAUACAAUGUGCAUGGAACUAUAAGGAGCCGGGAAGCAACUCUAAACUUUGGAUAUUUACAUCCUUUCCCACCUGAAGAAAGACAUCCAGUAAAAGUACGGGAAGGUGUGGGUGCUGUCCUCCUCUGUAACCCUCCACCACAUUAUCCAGAUGAUCUCAGUUACCGCUGGGUUCUGAAUGAUUUCCCAGAAUUCAUUACUUUGGAUAAAAGGCGAUACGUAUCACAGUCAAAUGGCAAUCUCUACAUAGCCAAAGUUGAAGCAUCAGAUAAAGGCAACUAUUCUUGCUUUGUGACCAGCAACUCAAUCACUAAGAGCGUGUUUAGCAGUUUCAUUCCACUUAUUCCUCAAGCAGAUCGUACAAAAGGUUAUCUACCAGAUAUCAGAGUGAAGUUCAAAGACACAUAUGCACUUCUAGGGCAAAAUGUGACACUAGAAUGUUUUGCGCUUGGAAACCCUGUUCCUGAAAUUAGAUGGAAUAAGUAUCUGGAACCCAUGCCAACCAGUGCAGAGAUAAGCAUGUCUGGUGCAGUCCUCAGGAUAUAUAAUAUUCAGUUUGAAGAUGAAGGUACAUAUGAAUGUGAAGCUGAAAAUCACAGAGGAAAAGAUAAGCAUUCAGCAAAAGUAUAUGUUCAAGCAUAUCCUGAAUGGGUAGAGCACAUUAAUGAUACAGAGAGAGAUUUGGGCAGUGAAUUCCAUUGGCCCUGUGUAGCUGCAGGCAAGCCUCUUCCGACAAUCCGAUGGCUGAAAGACGGACUACCGUACUGGAAGGGUGACUUGAGAUUUUCUAGUCUAAGGAACGAUGAUAGCGGCAUGUAUCAGUGUGUAGCAGAAAAUAUGCAUGGCAUGAUUUAUUCAAAUGCAGAGCUGAAGGUUAUUGUUUUGGCUCCUACCUUUGAAUACUAUCCAAUGAAGAAAGAAGUCUUGGCUGCUAGAGGAGGCCAGGCUAUAAUUGAGUGCAAGCCUAGAGCAGCUCCUAGGCCAAAACUUACUUGGAGCAAAGGGGCAGAGAUUCUUAGAAACUCAACCAGGAUACAUAUUUGGUAUGAUGGAAGUCUGGAAAUUAUAAAUGUUACAGCAGCAGAUGCAGGUAACUACACCUGUUUUGUGGAAAAUUUCAAAGGAAAAGCAAACAGUUCUUCUGCUCUUGUGACCACAGCUCCCACAAGGAUAGAUUUAGCUCCAACUAAUGUUGAUGUCAUUGUUGGACAGAAUGCUACCAUGCAGUGCCAUGCAACCCAUGAUCCUUUUUUAGAUCUGACUUUUAUUUGGCUUCUCAAUGGAUAUCCAAUAGAUGUUGAUAAAGAGAGUGAAUACUAUGAAAGGAGCAUCAUGAUCAAGGACAAUGGUGAACUCAUUGUGAAAAAUGCCCAGCUGAGGCAUGCUGGAAGAUACACAUGUGUUGCUCAGUCCAUCGUUGAUAAUGCGACAGCUUCAGCUGAUCUUGUUGUUAGAGGGCCUCCAGGUCCCCCAGGAGGACUGAAAAUAGAAGAUAUUAGAAACACAUCUGUUAUUCUUACAUGGAGCCGCGGAACAGACAAUCACAGCCCAAUUUCAAAUUACACUAUCCAGUCAAGAACUUUUCUCUCUGAGUACUGGAAGGACAUGAAAACAGAUCCUCCAGUAGUUGAAGGAAAUGUUGAGUCAGCCAAGGUGAUUGAUUUAAUCCCAUGGAUGGAAUAUGAAUUUCGGAUAAUGGCCACUAAUAUUUUAGGGACAGGAGAACCAAGUAUACCAUCACAGAAAAUCCGAACAGAAGGAUCUCCUCCCAAUGUGGCUCCUUCUGAAGUUGGAGGAGGGGGCGGCAGCAAUCGAGAACUGACAAUAACAUGGGUGCCUUUGCCAAGAGAGUAUCACUUUGGUAAUAAUUUUGGAUAUGUGGUAUCCUUCAAGUCUUUUGAUCAAAAGGACUGGAAAAGAGUAACAGUUCCACAUGCUGAUGCAAGCCGGUAUGUCCAUAAAGAUGAAACAAUGCCUCCCUCAUCGAAGUAUCAAGUGAGAGUGGGAGCAUUUAACAACAAAGGGGAAGGACCAUUUAGCCUUACUGCUAUCAUCUUUUCUGCCCAAGAUGCUCCUACUGAAAAACCUAGAAAUGUGAACGUAAAAGUCCGAUCAUCCACAGAAGCCUCUGUUUCUUGGCAGCAUAUUCUCAAUCCAGCUGUUACAGGGUAUGAGAUCCGUUACUGGUCCAGUCAUGAAAAAGAAAUAGCUGCAAAUAAAGUACAAGCCAGCAAUCAGAAUUUUUCGGUAAGGCUAGAAAACCUGAAGCCUGACACCCAAUACUAUGUAGAUGUGGCAGCUUUCAAUACAGCAGGCUUUGGACCUACCAUGGUUGGAAUAAAAGCCAUGUCAUGUUUUUCAGCUCCAAGGCAACGACCAAGAAUUAUCAGUGCCGUACGGUCUGGUUCAAAGUACGUUAUCACAUGGGACCAUGUUAAAUCACAGUCUAAUGAAUCCACCGUGAAAGGAUAUAAAGUGCUGUAUAGACCAGAUGGACAGUUCAAUGGCACACUAUUUAAAACCGGCAAACAUUAUAUAGAGGUUCCUGCUCCUCUUAAGGGUCAAUAUGUUGUUGAGGUUCGAGUGCAUAGUGAAGGAGGAGACGGAGAAGUAGCUCAAGUAAGAAUUCCAGGAACUGCUGCUGGAAUAUCACCAAGUUGUCUUGGUUUAUUGCUGCCUGCUGUUGGUAUCCUUGCUUACAUGGGAUUCUGAAUGUAGCUGGAUGUGACAUGUCCUUGACUUAGUGCAAAGGACCUUCCAACCAGAGAGGAUUUCAAUUCUUCUUUUUUGAUCCCUGUGGCACCAUCCUAAGCCAAAUAAAUUACAUUUCCAAGCAAAUUAUCCUCUUGAUUUAACUAUGAACUUGAAAGACUGAGGCAUUCAGGAACCCCUUCAUCAAGCGACUCAACUUUUGAAAGUUUGAGGAAUGAUUUUUAACUUGUUCCAAUUAUGCCUUAUAAAACACUUGUGCUGAUCUGCGACAGUUGCAUGAUUCGGUCCAAUCGGGCAAGUUACAGUGUUAAAAUCCAGUAACAUAGGCUGUACAGUAAAAGUAAAAUCACCACACAUAGGUGCUUUAACUUUAAUAACAAAUUGUGAAAACAUAAUAGAGAUUGAAAUGUUGAUUGUAUGUGGUAUAUGUAGGAGUAACUACGUCUGUCCGUACUAUCCUAUCCGUUUUGUGUACUGCAUAUUUUUGAAUGGCCCCUGUCAUUUACGACUUUUCAGAUUUUUAGAGAUACAGUCAAAGCAAACACAUUGCACCCAUUUUUUGUGCAGCUUUUUUUCUUGAAGUGACUAAAAUGUGGGCUGAGAACACUGGAUUUCAAGUUCAAUAACAAUGGAUUUUAUUUCAGGUAGAUUUGGGGUUAUUAAUACAUGUAUUCACAGUAAAGGACUUUCCAGCACCUUAAUCUAAUAAUGAUGUUUUAAUUCAACUUGUUGAUUUACGUAGAAACAAUGCUAGUCAAGCCAAGUGUGAUUCCUCUCAGUCUCAAAGAGAUUUAUAUUGUGGUAAGUGAUAUUGAUAGCUAUAUAAGCAAAUUUACUUCUAAUAUUUCACUAUGUCCAAAUAUUACUGGCACAUUCAAGUAAUUCCACAUCUAGCAUAAAAUGAAAGAUUUAAAUCCCAAGACUAUAUAAGCAUCCUACCUUUUUAAAAAUAGCCAAAAAAAAUGACACAAUGAAAUUUGAAAAAUGAUUCCUUCGUAGAAUCAAUGUUAAAACAGAAUGAGUAUUUAAAGUGGCACUUAAAGCUCAAAUCAUCUAUAAGAAUAAAAAAGGGAAUAUAAAGUUUUAAAAAAAGACAAGUAGCACAUAGCAAAACUGAGAUGUAUUUUUUUGUGAUGCAUAUAUUGCCUUACUUUAGGGAAGGCUAACCAUUAGGAAAAUGAUUUACAUUUUCCAAUAAAUUAAUAUUGUUCUACUUCCUAGAGCUGUAAAUAAGAGUUGUAAAGUUCUAAUGUGAUUUUCCCCCUAUUUAAUGAUCCCAAAAGAGAGAAAUAUGUUAAUAAAAUUCAGUCAGAUCUCAACUGUUCUGCCUGCUUGUAAGUUUUAGGUUUGUUUGUUUGUUUUCUCCAAACCCAGAAUUACCAUAGGAGAUACAGAAUGUCUUUGUUCUGACUGUUUCUGUGCUGUAAGUUGUUUGAAGGGAAAAAAAAGUUCCUGUUUCUUUCAGAAUCCCUGGUAUGUUGGGAGUUUGGUGUGAAUGUUGGGGGUGGGGAGGGAAUACACCACUCAAGUGAUAUUGAAUCAGCUGGCUCAAGCAAUAGUGCAAUGUCUGAUGCUUCAAGAAUUAUAAGCUUUGAAUCAUAUUUUAUUAGCACAGCCUCGCUAGCUGCUUUAGAGAUAGAACUUUUUAGGACUAAUACUGUAGAUGCCCAUGAUAAUACUGUCUACAUGAUGGAAGAACAAACCUGCCAGUAAUUUGCACCUGUUCAUUAAUUUGUAUGAUUUUUUGUACUAUGAAUUUACAUUUUAAAAAUCUAGAAUCUUCAUGAAAAAUAUCAGUAAUACAGUAUUACUUUCAUUUUGACUGUUACUUGUUGAAACUUUUUUAAAAAGUAGGUAAAAAUGAUGAUUUCCAUGUAGAAGAAUGUCAAAAUCUACACAUGCUAAGUUUCAUGAAUUGUGUAAUUCUUUGGAAGAAACUAAAAUGUCUUCAUGCAAGAGGAACUAAUGCCUUGGAAGCCUUCUGUGAUAUAUUUCAAUUUGGUUCAGUUUUUAUGCCGUUUCAGUCAUUUUUAUACAAACCUGCAAACACAAUUGUUAUUAUUACUAUUGCCAAAAUGCAUGAAUGCCUUUUAAUUUGCUAACACAUGAACAAAACCAGACCAUGUCUGCAUGAUGACAAUUUGGACAGUCAAAGCACACUUAUUUAAUUUAACCUUCAUAACGGACAAACUAGGUUUCAUCAGUCAUAUUAAUUAGCUAAUUCCAUAUUUACAUUGUUGCACACAAUUGUACAAAUUUUACUGGGACAUUCAGUCCCAACAGUUGUCAGCACAACUAACUAUAUAUUGUAUCAUCUGCUUUACAAUGCAAGGUUCUUAAUUAAAGUUUAUAGAGAUAGA